Purpureocillium takamizusanense is the source of this 4635-nucleotide messenger RNA. It is a transcript of the gene UBP2, whose product is annotated as Ubiquitinyl hydrolase 1. The record is from RefSeq and is a predicted model, not a curated record. Gene Ontology annotation, cellular component: cytosol; nucleus. The coding region runs from base 501 to 4379 and encodes 1292 amino acids. Gene Ontology annotation, biological process: protein deubiquitination. Gene Ontology annotation, molecular function: cysteine-type deubiquitinase activity; cysteine-type endopeptidase activity. NCBI's taxonomy places the organism in Eukaryota, Fungi, Ascomycota, Sordariomycetes, Hypocreales, Ophiocordycipitaceae. The transcript has 3 exons.
CUCGGCACAGAUGGCGAAGCUCUGACGAGGCUGCGUCACCCUCGAGGCAACAUCGCCACCGAAAGCACACGACGACAACAUCCACGCCCUCGACCUCGCCGCGGCAGCCUCUCUUACGCAAUCGCCUUACACCCCGCCGCCCGCGACCUGAGCAUGCAAAUAGACGGCGAAACGACAAACACACCAGCAGCUGUUACUGGACCGUUGGAACUUGGCAUGCGCGUUUCCCUCCAUACGACUUUGUGACCGCUGUCGACACUCGAGCAUCCCGUCAUCGGCUAGACCGAGCAUCGAACACACGAAACGAAAUACCCUAAAGACGUCUUUCCUUCGGCCGCAUCAAACGGGAACAUUGUUGAGCGGCCCGCGAGCUGACGCAGCGUCGCCUGCUCUUCCGUCAAGGCCCUAGGCUUCAACUGGCCAGCGCUGGGACGCAGGCAUCAGCCUUGCGCGGCUAACACAGCGAGCAGAACCGCGGCUGCUCACCGCUGGCCUCCAACAUGACUGCUCGAUAUGAUUUGCGGGGGCAGGACCAGGACACGGGCUCCUACGCCGCCCUGCCCGGCACCGCGCAGACCGAGUUCGUUCAACAUAACAUGACGCCGAUGAAGUCUCGCCUCACCCCCGGCAAGGAAGUUGGCGGCUGCCACCCGAGCCGUUGGGUAUACGAGCUCACCAACAACGACUUUACCUUCUGCGACCUUUUCAAUAGAGCUAGAAGUGCCGGUUUGGAGACCCCCUAUGCGUGGGAUCACCCCCACAAGCUCGUCAUAAACGGAAACCAGAGCUUCGCUACAUCGUCGACGCGAGUCUUGUCGGCCAUCUGCCUAGAUUGCCAUUUCCAUUUCGUCUUCAAGAUGGUUUGGGACAUUGCCCACGUCGACUCACUGUGCCACAGCUCCCAGUCACGAUGGCCUCUGCGAGAUAACGACUUCCCCUGGCACCAUCUCACGUGGGCUGGCUCUUCCUCGGACGUCGAGGUCACGAGCGAUCACAACAAGUACCAACCCCUCCUUGCGCGCGAGUACUUUGUGUGCUCAGCUCCGCCGUGCACCUUCCAGAUGACGCUGGAGAUCUCGAUGCCUCGCAUGGGCACAUGGUGGUUGAAACUCUUGAUGGAUCGCGGCGCUGUCCGUGAGCAGCUAAGGGUGGCGAAAGAGCAUGAACCAAGCCGUUACGAGGGCGCUACAGACGAGUGGGCGACCCAGGCACCGUUGAAUCUUAACACGUACCUCAAGAACCUACUCGAGUCGACUCCAGAGGAUGUCAGAAGCAUUUCGAAGCGCAAUAAGAGAUUCGCAGUGCUUUUUGGACCCCGCUGCUUCUCCAUUUUCCGACACCUGGAGUUCACGGAGCAGGUGGUAGAGCGCGACGGGAUGGACGAAGGCUCGUUCACGCCCAUAGCGCCGGCACCGUCAGGCGGACCUUCUGGGACGACGGAAAUCGGCACGUACCGCGCGUACCUGGAGGACGUCAGAGCCGAGGUGCAGUGCCUCAUUCAUAAGGCGGGACAGGCUGCUGAGAAGCCGACGUACUGCGCGCCUGUGCUGCACCAGGACCUUCAGUGCGCCGAGGUACCCAACGUCCAGGGCAGCGCCUUGGUCAACUUGGAUCGUUACAGGCUGCUGGGCAUCCUGCCGGGCCAGUCCCGCGAGGUGAUUGUCAACGCCUACAAGCGCCAGUGGGAGCUGUUAUCCAGCCGCCGCCGCGCUCUGGUGGAUGGCCUGACGGCGGUGGCCAACGACACGGGUGACGAGAUGCUCUCAGACUACGCCAUGACUCAGUCGUCUGUGUUCGAGAGCCAGCUGCAGCGACAGGGCACGAGCGACGAGGACGGCGUACUUACGCAAGCGCUCGAAUUCCUCGGCCUGCAGCCGCCGAACAACUACUCGGCCGACUCCAUCAUCGAAGCUUUCCGGCAGAAACUUGCCAAAGACCCCGCAGAGGCUGUCAACGCGCGAUCCAUGUUGAUGAUCAUCGCACGCGCGUCCAACGACGACAUGUACCAAGCGUCAUUGCUUAUGGAGUCUGACGCAAAAAUGUCGCUCGACACCGCCCGGGCGAUCCUGGGCUUGGGCACCUCGGACGUACCGUGGCAGACAGCUGCUGAAGCGGCCAAGAAAAAGCUGGAAGACAGCAAGAGUUCAGAGGAGAAGGAGGUAUUGCUCGACGCCCUGGAGGCGGUUGCAGACCAUACCAACUCUCCGACCUUGAAACAGGCAGUCCUGGAAAUGCGCAACUCGAGCGGCAUCAUGAACUACGGCGGCUCGUCGAAAGAGCCCGCCGACCUGUCCCUGCCUGUCGGCCUCCACAACAUUGGAAACACUUGCUACCUCAACAGUCUUUUGCAAUACCUCUUUACCGUCAAGCCCAUACGGGAUGUGGUGCUCAACUACGACCAGUUACGGCUUGACCUGACGGAUGAGAGCAUCAAGUCUCGUCUGCUUGGCGGAAACAAGAUGCAGAUGGACCGCGGGGAGGCAGUCGUCGCCCAAGCUUGUGAGUUGCAGAGAGCUCGGUCGUGCUUCGAUUGCUUACAUGUUCUAGUCGCGCAGGAGCUCGCCACUUUAUUCCAGAAUCUACAAUCCUCGGACCAGGCUGCCACGCGGCCGUCUCAACGCCUUGCCAACGCGGUGCUCCUGUCGACGCACACCUUGCUGCACAGCGACAAAUCUACCACGAAGACAGAGGUUGGAACUCAGCCGCCACCUCUCCCCGCUCGCCCCUCGCCGGCUGCUCCCGCCAGCAAGGCAUCUGAUGUCGACAUGGUCACUUGCACGGUCAAGGCCGUGCCAGACGCGACGGAAACGGCUAGCAUCUCGAGUUCACGAACGUUGGUCGAUCAAGAAGAUGCCCGAUCAGACCGUUCCUUUGAGAGGGUGCAGCCGGUAGCCGCCGCCGAGGAAAGCAGGCAUGCUGGUGAUACCGUCGCGGUUACAGUGAGUGAGGACGUUCAUAUGGUCGACGACAGCGAACAGGCCGAGGAGCAGCCACGUCAAGUUUCGCAACAGGAUGGCGAUACUCCUGCUCCAAACAGCGACAUCGUCAUGGUCGAUGCCAGCGAGCCCGAGACGGUCGAUCAAAAGGUUCUCAACGCCUUGGAGCAUCAGUCGCGAUCAUCCGGCACCGACCAGCAGGACGUUGAGGAGGUCAUGGGCAGCAUCAUCAACCGGCUUCAAGCAGCCAUCCGACCCAGCUCGAUAGAUGCAAAGACGGGCAUCCAGCUGGAGAAGAUUAUGGAGACAUUUUUCGUCACCACGGUCAACUAUACCAAGAAGUUUGACGACAAGUCUUACCAGCACGAAAUUAGCUUCGACCGAUCCAUCACCGCUUUCCCGGCCCCCGACGGCCCGUGUUCGUUGUACGAUGCCCUGGGCCGCAACUUUGACCAGCAGAUCCUUGAGGAGAGCAAGCUGUCACGAUAUACCGCCAUCAAGACGCUGCCGCCUGUGCUGCACGUGCUGAUACAACGAACGCAGUCGACGGGUAGAAAAAACGGGAACCCCGUCGUGAUUCCCGAAACCCUCUAUCUGGAUCGCUACAUGGAUGCACCGCACGACUCGCCCACGUUUCGGCGUAGGGUUGAGGACUGGGCCAUCACGGAUCGCAUCGCGGAUUUGAGGACGCAAAUCGAGGGUAUUGAUGCCAACCCGACAUACCUAAACUUUCUAAACAGCAUUGUCAACGGAGAAGAUGCGGUGAAAGGAGAUGCCGUAUCAGAGAAAGAGAACAUCAAGGAGGACGUGCACGUCGCCAAACCCGAGGAGACGUGGGACUUUGACGGCCCGGUCGAGGAUGGCUUCCUCCUCGUGUCGCCCACCAACGCCCACAGUACCGAGCCGCCUGCAGCAACGGCCCAGAAAGAGCAGGUCGCUCCAUUCGACGCCCGAGCAACAGACGGCGCCUUGCGGCAGAUGAUGGAGUCGGAGCUGGCACACCUUGAAAAGAUGUUGGCCAAGAGGCUGGACAGCAUGCGAAGCAUUCCGUAUCGCCUGCAUGCCGUCAUCUGUCAUCGGGGCCAGCUCAUGUCCGGACACUACUGGGUGUGGAUCUGCGACUUUGAGGAGCGUGUGUGGCGGUUCUACAAUGACGAGUCUGUCCAGGAAAACAGGGACACGGCCGACGUGCUGCAUAAGCUGAGCACGAGCGGCGAGCCCUACUACCUCUGCUACGUCCGCGACCAAGACAAGGAAGAAUACGUCGACGUGCCCAAACGACACGUGCAGACGCCCACAUCGGUCGAGGAAGACACACCUCAGUCCGGGCUGGCGGCCACCGACAGAGACGGCGAUGUGGACAUUAACGGCGCGGAAAAGGCGCUUGAGCAAGAAGACGGCGAGAUUGAGCGUCCGACGUCGCCAAAGUACAGGAUCGAGUAAAGACGAGUCGUUGCAUAGGGAGUCGGGGCGGUUUACGGGGUCGCAACCGGAGGGUUGCGGCGGAGAGCGUUUGCACGCAUGCGCGUUUGGUAUCGCAUCAGGGACUUUUGAGCGAGCGGGCUCGUUGGGCGUUAAACACGGACAGCAUGCACGGAUACGAUGAGGCGAGUCGGCGUUUAGAGUCAGCCGAGUAGAGGUUUGCAAGUAGACGGCCUGUUAUUACGAUCCCACGCCUUGAACCUCUGAUGCGAAUGGG